Cryptomeria japonica (Japanese cedar) is the source of this 4520-nucleotide messenger RNA. RefSeq lists its product as uncharacterized. Bases 1884 to 4052 code for a protein of 722 amino acids. The record is from RefSeq and is a predicted model, not a curated record. NCBI's taxonomy places the organism in Eukaryota, Viridiplantae, Streptophyta, Pinopsida, Cupressales, Cupressaceae. The transcript is spliced from 5 exons.
GGCUUGCCGGGCGAUUAUUUUGCACAGAAAUAUUUCCGCUCGUGUGUUUUUGGUUUUUCUAUUCACAAAUCACAAGAAGAAGAAGAAGAAGAAGAAGAAGAAGAAUUAUUUCUGUUGUCUCUGCUCUUCUGCAUCAAUCUCUACCAUUACCCAUAGAACACUAAUACAAAGAGAGAAGAAUAAGUGGUAGAAAAAUUUAUUCAAACAUUAUUUCCUGUUCUCUUUCUCAGAAUCUACCCCAGAAAAGAGGCACCACAGCCGCGCCGUAUAACGAGGAAUUUUCCAAGGCGAAAUUUGAUGCAGGUUACACAUCAUUCUAACCCUAAAACGCUUCAUUUAGGUUUUUCGUCCUCCAAAAUAAUUAUAUUUCUUAUGAUAGGGUGUAUGCUGAUUGUAAUUACGACACAAGGCACAGUUUCGAAGUUGAGUUUGGCUUUUUCCGCUACCCAAUUAUAGUUUGUUCAGGUAUUUUUUGAGUCCGACAAUACAGCACAAAUUGGGAGAUCGUAGAUAACAUUUAUUUUAGAGCGUGGUGGCGGAGGCAAUGGCUUUUAACGGUGAGGAUUUGGCCAGCCGCCACUAGGGUUUGGUGGGGCACAAGGGUUUUUCUUUUUUCUAGCGUCGAGGCUUUGGUUUUCAAGGGCUUGUUAAAUCGGCCCUAAAGCACUGCAGUUGUCGGAGAAAAGAAAUUCAUAAGGGUUUUCCACAACAGAGAAAUUGCUGGACGAAGGGCAAAUAAAUCAUAGGGUUUUGCAUAACAAUAUUGCAAUUGUCUCUGAAAGCAGUUUUUUUCUUUCAGGGUUUUACAACUCUCUAAUUGUUGAAGGAAGGUGGAAAAGAGUCUUAGGGUUUUGCACAAGAUUACAAAUGUGAAGAAACGGAAAACAGAUACUUAAGGGUUUGCAGCGCAGAAUUGAGACUGAUUAGUGGCGAAGUUUGAUUGUAUGUAAGUUAUGGCGGCGGAGUCUUGAUUGAGAUCACUUUCAGUUAUUCGACGACAUCCCAGAAUUCUGUGUUAACUUGUUAUAAGAAGGUUUAAAUCCAUAUGUACCCAUGUUGGCAGCAUUCAGUUAUUUGCUGCUUUGAGGUUUUUCUCAGUGAGAUUUCUAUCGAGAGAGAAGUCUUGUAACCUGUUGAAACGAGGUUUAAAUGCAGUAUUUUAUUUGUUAGAAGAGGAUAUGUAGGAUGCAGAUUAUUGAUUUUCAUGCCAAUGCCUUGUUUAGAUAUCUACUGGAACAGUAAAGUGAGUAUAUACCUGUGAAUAAUCUGGAGUAUUAUAGAUUUUUUGGUCCUACCUUGUACAGUUGUUGGUGCCUUUUUAGAACAUUUUUUUGUCUAAUUUAUACGGCUUCUAGCUGCAGAUUUUUUUGUGGGAUUUCUUAAAUCCGGUGAAGUUUUGAAAAUAAAGCUUAAAUCAACUUGAAUGGUUGAAUUUCAUUAAGAUUACCUUCAAAGGUCUGAGAAAAAGUACAUUUAUCACAAAAUGCUGGAAGUUGAUCCAAGAACGGGUUUAGGUGUGCUGUUUGUCAGUGGGGUGUUUGUAAAUUUAAAUAAUCUAUAAUGCUAGAAUUAUGGUGAAUAGGAAGGGUCCGAAGUGAAAUACAAUAAAAAGGAAGGGUUCGUCUUGAAGGAUACAAGAAACGUUAUUUUAACAUUUGAAAGGAAGUUCUACAGCUUGGAUACAUGCCUGCAAACAGAAAGGGUUUGUGGUGAAGGGUGCAAGGCAUGCUAUGAACACAGUUAACAGAGAGGGUUCACAGUAGGGAGACAGCCUUGGAAGAUGUUGGUUUUGUAAUUAGGGGGAAGCAUCAUAGGAUUGCGUCAUUUCUAGUUUAGCAUAUGUUGGAAUUCAUUCAAGAAAUUUAUCAUGGUCUAUAGCAGUUAUGGAUAAAAGUGAGCCUGCUUUGGUUCCACAAUGGCUGAAAGGUACUAGUGGAUGCGGAAGUGGGUCAACAUCUCAUAGUUCCUCUUCUUCUAUAUUCUCAGAUGAUUGUGACGUCCAAGUUUCGGCUACUAAAUAUAGAAAUUUUCUGCAUUCAAACUCUUUUGGAUCACGUCAUAGUGACUAUGACUCUCCACGCAACUCCACAUUGGCAGAUAGAUCUCCUUCUUCAUCUUCUCGAAGAGGUCUCAGCUUUAAUGGAGGAAUAAGUGAUCGGGCAAACUGGGACAGGGCUUAUUCUAGUUUUAAUCGGAAUUCCUCAUUCCGUGGUGACCGCGAUAGGGAUCUGCAACGUAUUGAUAAAGAAAAGGAGUGGGAGCGUGAACUAGAUUACAGGGAUAAAGGCCAGGAUCGAUAUGAUAGUCACGUAUGGUCUUCAUCUUUUUCAAGCAAAUAUGAAACAGAAGUAUCCUUGAAACGUUCCCAGUCAGUGAUCCUGAACAAGAGGAUGGAGAAUGGGACAAAAAAAUCUGCAAAUGAACUGGGAAGUUUAACUACACCUCUUGCUGUGGGAAAUAUAGUUGGUAACAUAAACAAAGCUGCUUUUGAAAGGAACUUUCCAUCUCUUGGAUCUGAAGAUAGACAAGCUGGCAACCACUCAAAUGUGACAUCAAAUUCAAGUUCAAAUUCAAUUUGGCAUGGCCAAGGGACUGUUGGGAACCCUGAUAUAGUUAGGGCUUCUUCGCCAAACUUGACUAUUGCUACAGGAUCAAGUCAAGGCCCAUCUGUAAAUGUAUUAGCUUUUGGAGCGGAUGGAUGGAGCUCUGCACUUGCAGAUGCUCCUGUUCCAAAUGGAGCUAGCAGCGGGCCAUUUACAUCUUCUCAGCAAACCAGUAUAGGAUCUUCUGUUUCUUCAGUUACACCUGCAAUAGCAUCUUCAAGUGGGCUCAAUAUGGCAGAGGCGUUAGUGCAGAACCCUCCCCGAGUUCGUACUCCUCCUCAGUUAUCUAUUGAAAACCAAAGGCUGGAGGAAUUGGCCCUGAAGCAAUCUCGGCAACUGAUACCUAUGACACCUUCAAUGCCAAAGACUACGGGGUUUGGGCCAUCUGAGAAGUUGAAGCCAAAAAUGCUUAGGACCAUUGACACUGCUACAUCAAGUGGUAAGGUUGGACAGCAGAUUAUUUCUCCGAACAGAGCAACUGGGCGACCUGAAACUCCCAAGGUGCCUCAAGUGGGGAAGCUUCUUGUUUUGAAGUCAGCUAGAGAAAAGAAUGGAGUUUCAAAGCCUGUGAUGUAUGAUAACUCGACCCCUGUGAUGGGAGGGAUUAUCAACAAUAUGACUGUGGUUUCCCUAACUGCAGGUGUUGGUGCAGUUGGAAAUUCUAGUCUGAUAGGUCCGAGGAAUUCAAAAUCUUUUUUGGAUCGGAAAACAAUGCCUGUGUUAUCAACAUGUGUAUCAACUGGACUUGACCAUGGGACAUCACAGCGCUCAAAAGAUAAUAGCUUAAUGAAUGAAGAGAAAAAACCACUGUCCCAAGCUCAGAAUCGAAGUGAUUUUUUCAAUACUUUGAGGAGGAAGGCUUCUGGGUCAUCGACAGAACAGAAAGUUGCUGAACAAAACACUAAUGUUGUCCCAAUUAAUGAUACUGUGGUAGGUGUAAAAGAAAAUGGUAAUUUGGAUAGUGUAUGUGAGAACUCUGACAAUGCAGAACCUGCUAUUCAAGUAGCAUGCAAUUUGGUGAACAUAAUAAAUGCCUCAAAUGGUGAUGUCCGAGCAGAAACUGAUACUGCAGUAGAGUCCAGUGAAACUGGUAGUCCAGCAUCUACAAACAUGUAUUCUUUUAUGGGUGGAUCUGAGGAGGAAGAAGCUGCCUUUCUUCGGUCUCUUGGGUGGGAGGAAAAUGCAGGAGAGGAAGAAGCACUAACAGAGGAGGAAAUCAAUGCCUUUUAUCAACAGUUGGUGCUAUGCAGCAGAUGGAGUCAAGGACAAUCUCUGCUAAAUUUAGCAGAGGCUGUUGUAAGUUUCCAAAUGUGGCAGUUGAUAUGCGUGUUGGCAGCUUGGGAAGUAUGUCAUCCGAGCCAAGUUCGUCAGAUUCUGAGCCUGAUUGUGAUUCCUAGGCAUAGUGGUAAUUGUAGUAAAUUCAUUUACCUUUGUCAGGAUUUGAUUUGAAAACGGUGCAUGAUUAUCAUGCAAUGAAUUGUAGGAUUUUUUUAUCAUGGAAAUCUGUGAAAUGGGAUUGACUGUGACAUCAAGAUUAGUCACUCGGUCACCUACAAGCUGCUUAAGUGUGAAUAUAGAGUAUUUGAGUAGCGAAGAAGUUUCUUAUUAUAGUCGAGUCAUUUUGACAAGUGGUCGCUGUUUGGAAACGAUUUUACAGCAACCAAAUCUUUAGGAUUCAAUUACUUAGGCAAGUGAGCAUAAUAAGUUUUUGGCUCGAGCUGCAAAUAUUGAUGAAUGCAGCCUUAUCCUUCAAUCGGCUGAAGCAGGCAACCAUCUGUUCCUAUUCCUGUGGCAGGUUCAUUCUGUUUCCUGUCAUUUUCAGGAGGGUUAGAUGUUCAGAGUUUGUAACAUUGGCUGCUAGCAGCAACAUUGAUUAUACAAGUUUAAUUACCAAAGCAACCCCUUUUUGCCACUAAA